AAAUAAUAAUUAUAUAAAUGACAUAUCAUAAAAAAGGAAGCCCAAUAUCAAGGCCCAUUUUAGAGUUUAGAACCUUAUUUAUUCUUCACCACAGCUCAGUAGCUAGAAGUAAACCAAGCCCUUCUCAGACCUUACUAUUCUAUGAUAUUGGUUCCCAUAGCCCACUUUCUGGAAAAAGGCCACUCUUGUAGUCUGGUGUUCAUGGGCACAAGAAGGGAGAAAGUGAUUUCAGCUUGCAUUAAUAUGAAGCAUUGGUUUCUGCGUACAGCCCGUGUCGGUGGUAGAUUUUCUGGAUUGUGCAAACAUUUUCUUUUUGCUCUUUUUCAGUUUGAGGGCUGAAUGGCUGACCAUUGGCUAACAAUAGGCUGAAGCCAUCACCGCCACAACACUAGUCUUUUUCCAUUGAGCAAACGCCAUUCGCUUCCCAGUAGACCACUUGAAUUCCAACAAAAGCAUGGAAGAAAAGCAGAAGGUUUCCAAAUGCUUAAUCCUGAAGAAAGUUGAAAUAUUAUUUUGACUCCUCCGUACAUCGAAGAGGAACUAUCCUUUAAAAUAGUAAUUUAAAUGCCAACAGAAUCAAAUGACAAUUGGUAAUUGGUGUUUUCAAAACUAUAUAUAAAGCCCCUUAGUCCCUCCAUGCAUUAAUCUUUCAAUCAUUUCACUUACUAGUUUAACACUACUGCAAAACAAACGCUAACUAACAUCAAUGGCGGAUAGGAAUGGAGCAAGCAUUGGUGAGAAUUUUGAAACUUUCUUCAAUGGCUGGCUCAUUCGCCAGGAAAACUUCCUUGAACAACUUGUUCAAGCCUCACAUCCCAGGAAGGGCAUGAAAUCGAACGGCAGGAAAGCUUGAUUCAGGAAGUCCUGUCCCACUACGAACAAUACUUAGAAGAGAAAUCCAGGGAAGCGAAAGAAGAUGUGUUCCUCUUCUAUUCUCCUCCAUGGUUAAGUUCUUUCGAGAAGACUCUCCUCUGGGUUGGUGGGUUUAAGCCAUUCUUUCUCUUUAAACUACUCUCCAACUCAGUAACGAUGUUAACCCUGGAACAAGAAGAAACAAUGGAGCUAGUUAAACACGAGACUAGCAGAGAAGAACGAGAAUUGACAAAGGCAAUGGCGACGAUUCAAGAGAGCGUGGCAACUCCUCCGCCGUUGAACCUGGUUAGGCGUUCUGGGAGACUGGUUGAUGGUGAAGCGUUAGACCUUGAGUCGGCCAUGGAGACACUAAAGGUUGGGAUGCUAAGGACACUGGAGAGAGCUGAUAAACUCCGAGGCUCGACUUUGAGGAGGGUGAUUGAGAUACUGAGUCCAGUCAAGAAAGUGAAGUUUCCAGCUGCUUCUGCUGAGUUUCAGCUUAGAGUCAGGAAAUGGGGUUUACAGAAAAACCAACAAAGAGAAAUAGAAUUGGGAUGAUCAGCCUGCAGGGCUUCCUGGAACUUUCUACAUAAUUAAUUUGUCAGAAUUUGCAAUGAUGAAUUUUAAAGCCUUUUUUUGUCUUGUAGUGAUUGAAUAUGGAUCAGAACUGCAUCCUCAAAUCAAAGAAUGCUAACAAAAUGAUCAUCUGUCUGGGUGCAAGUUUUUUUUUCCUGUUUACUUGGAAUUUGAUAUAUUAUGACAAUGAUUUUUGUUCGUUUGGACUAAGGAUUUUACAUUAACUUUAUUUCCAUUUCCCCCUCCUUUUUGAGUCAUUUAUCAGGUAAUCAUC
Molecule: messenger RNA, 1702 nt
Organism: Durio zibethinus
Lineage: Eukaryota; Viridiplantae; Streptophyta; Magnoliopsida; Malvales; Malvaceae
Source: RefSeq, a predicted model, not a curated record